This is a messenger RNA of Fusarium mangiferae, 894 nucleotides long. RefSeq lists its product as uncharacterized. The transcript has 3 exons. Gene Ontology annotation, molecular function: hydrolase activity, acting on ester bonds. Bases 1 to 894 code for a protein of 297 amino acids. NCBI's taxonomy places the organism in Eukaryota, Fungi, Ascomycota, Sordariomycetes, Hypocreales, Nectriaceae. The record is from RefSeq and is a predicted model, not a curated record.
AUGGCUUUAGUUCAUCCCCUUCUAAAGCUGUUAAUUUCCCUUCUGAUGGUAGCGCCUCUAGGAGUCGCACGGGAUGUCAAAUACUUAGUGACAUUUGGAAGCUCGACUACUCAAACCGGAUUUCAGCUUGAUAAGUCCAGACCCUCAGCUUCCAAUCCUCUAGGAAACCCAAGCCUGCCCGGAUGGACAACCAGUGGAGGAUUGAACUGGUUGGGAUAUCUCAUCACCGAGUUCAACGCCAGCACCAUAUACUCAUACAACCUUGCUGUUGGCGGUGCAACUACCGAUUCAGCCUUAAUCCCCCCUUACUCAAAUACAGUCAAAAGUUUCAUCAAUCAGGUCGAUGAACUCUGCGAAGAAUUUGCCACUAAUCCGCCAUGGACUUCUGAGAACUUGCUGGUCGGCAUUUGGAUUGGGAAUAACGACGUUGGCAAUUCUUUCGCUGAAGACAACAAGGAUUCAUUGUACCUUCAAAUAUCAACCAAAUACAUACAGCAGCUCCAGAAGUUAUAUAAACUUGGUGCCCGAAGUUUUGUCAUCCUGUCAGCCGGCCCGCAACACUGGACGCCACUUAUGAUUUCCAAAGGUCCAACAUCCCAAGCCAAGUUAAAGAGUGCUGUCGAGCUCUACAAUCAUUACUUGGGAAAAGGGCUAAAAUCCUUUUUAAUUCAGUAUAAAGAAGCACGCGUCUGGUUCGUCAAUUCUGAAAACGCUUACUCAAAGGCUCUUGAUAACGCGACUAUAUAUGGUGCUCCUAACUCAACCUGUGAGAAUCCUGAUGGGCAGAGCUGUCUGUGGUGGAACAAUUAUCACCCUGGAACCGCCAUUCAUCGGCUCUUGGCAAAGGAGGUUGCAGGAGCUGUUGGUAACCUGUGGUUUUCACAGGAAUCUUAG